Molecule: messenger RNA, 2016 nt
Organism: Ectocarpus sp. CCAP 1310/34
Lineage: Eukaryota; Phaeophyceae; Ectocarpales; Ectocarpaceae
Source: the annotation of a GenBank genome assembly
UCGGAAACAACCUCUGGCGAUAAGGUGCUCGCGUAUGCACGGAGUGUCGCGCAUCACAAUAAGCAGCACAGAGGGUAUUUCAGCUCUGUCUCGUGGUCACCACUACAAGCAGUUCGUGUGUACCAUUUAGACAACAGCACGUACCCGACACCGAGCAACACAACAAUUGACUGACGUCUCCCAGCGCCAGGUGCCUGCAACUUCAAGAAUACCAUUGGGAUUCCCGAAGACAACCUUUCUCUAUUUAGAGGGUCUUGGGGUCCUUCUCGAGCUACUCCGUGUGGACAUGCGUGUCCGGUCACUGCAUACAUGAAGAGAGAGCUAACAAGGUGCAUGCAGGGGUACGUCAAGGCCGUGUUCGACCUGAUCGGGACGCUGCAGGAGCGCUGGGAGAAACACACAAGACUUGCCAAGGAUGACGACCGCGACUACCACGGCGUCCAGGAAGCGGUGGGCAUCAUUAAGAUGCUGAAGACAGUGCCCGGUUUGGCGACAACGCCAGCGGCGGGCGGAACCAACGAGGAAGCCAUGGGGCUUCAGCUAAAGCGGGGGAUUGCCACCGUGGCUCGCGCGUUCGACGUAUGGUGGGCUAGCCGCAACGAGUUCUCAGAGAUGGUGAGAGCAUGUAGAGGUUCGAAUAAACAGUCGACGUUGGCCUGCCUACGUUUUAUUUCGCAACAAUGGCGAAGCUUUCAUCAUCAUCAACUUCUACGUCGCCCGAUCUCAUUUCAACCGAACUCGUCGCAGCACAUCGUGGCCACCCUUCAUCGGUCGAUGGAGUUUGAUGUUGGGCUCCAGAUCGCCAUGAACAACAGUGCGAGAGAAGCGGGGGGAGAACCCCACCACUCCUCCUCCGCGUCGUCUUCCAUGGCCGCACCAGACAUGAUGCGCCCCGCGUGUAGUCUGGGCUACAUUAUUGGGAUGGCGAUGGAGAACAUAGAUACCGACCGCAACGCCAAUAGGACGGACCUUAUGGAGAUUUUCGAUGGGGAUGCGGAGGCGGCGAGGGUGAACCACAUUCACAUCCACGGGAUGGAUGUAUGGAAAGUCUCGUGCCCGCACUACAACGUGCGGGUGAAGGCCGACCCUCUAGCAAACGCCCUCGCGGUUGAGUACGGCCUCGACCUUGGCAAAGGCGAUGCCGUCGCCCUUUCCUGGCUUGAGAAGAGCCACCGGUGGCAAGAGGAGAAUUAUGUUGGCAUCGGGGACUUCGUCAGUUCCGAGGAGCUCAAGGAGCUCGAGAAGCUCGAGCGGGAGCGGGAUGCCAACAAGGCAGCGAACUAACCGACCAGCGGAGCCACCGCCGCUGGUGCACCCUCGCCAGCUUCGAACGGCAACGCCGCGCGGUGGCCGCUGUUGAACAGGCAAACGAACACCGAAAUCGCCUCGGAUGAGCUUGCCGCCCGUGCUCUCGCUUCUCAGAUUUACCAGGAGUUUCUCCUUAAGGAAAAGAAGCAAGUGCAGGCAGACGAGGAAUAUGCGCGUAGCCUAGUUAGCGCUCAACCCACGGAGCAGCAGGCCUCUCAGGCUGCCCAAAAGCGAGGCAGUGCUGAAGAGGACGGCGAGGGAUGGCAAACUGUGCGUAGGCCAAAGAAUCGGCAGAAUCAGCCCCGGUCAAAGCCACGACAGCAGCCACCAAGGAAGCCCUAGGACACUACAGUAACUCUUGAACGACACACGCCUAGUCGUCGAGAUUGGUAGUUCAAUGCAGUGUUUUCUUACACCCCCCAGACUGUUUCCUACACAGUCCGUAGAUGUGCUUUGCACUUCGAAGCACGGCAGAUGCAAGAACUAAUUGUACCCUUCUCCUGUGCAUUUAGGGAGGGAAAUAUGUUUUCUCUAGACCUGUGUUUUGUCGAGUUUGUGCCAGGCUAGGCCGCUGAGGUGUCCGUGGUGCUGUGCAAUGCCACACUCUUGUCUAGGUGUAGACUAUCAUAACAGGGCGUGGAUAUAUUUGUUGCCCUGGAUUAUGCAACCCACGGUGUAAAUGCGAGCAAGGGUGUUCUCGAACAUCGU